Messenger RNA from Antechinus flavipes (yellow-footed antechinus), 5737 nucleotides. RefSeq names its product nucleoporin 188 (gene NUP188). The transcript is spliced from 44 exons. Gene Ontology annotation, cellular component: nuclear pore inner ring. The record is from RefSeq and is a predicted model, not a curated record. Gene Ontology annotation, molecular function: structural constituent of nuclear pore. The coding region runs from base 17 to 5257 and encodes 1746 amino acids. Lineage: Eukaryota; Metazoa; Chordata; Mammalia; Dasyuromorphia; Dasyuridae. Gene Ontology annotation, biological process: protein import into nucleus; RNA export from nucleus.
UGGGAGGGACGCGAAGAUGGCGGCUGCCGCCGGCGGGCUCUGUGUGAGGAGCAGUAGAGAACUGUGGACCAUUCUGCUUGGAAGAUCAGCUCUUAGAGAGCUAAAUCAGAUCGAGUCAGAGUUGAAUAAACACUGGCAGCGGCUGCUAGAGGGACUUUCAUACUACAAACCUCCCAGUGCAAGUUCAGCAGAAAAAGUGAAAGCUAAUAAAGAUGUGGCUCCACCACUGAAGGAGCUGGGGUUGAGGAUCAGCAAAUUUUUGGGCCUUGAUGAAGAGCAGAGUGUGCAGUUACUUCAGUGUUACCUUCAAGAGGACUAUAGAGGGACCCGGGACUCACUAAAGACAGUACUGCAAGAUGAGAGACAGAGCCAGGCUCUAAUACUGAAGAUUGCAGAUUAUUACUAUGAAGAGAGGACCUGUAUUCUACGUUGUGUAUUACAUUUACUCACUUAUUUCCAGGAUGAGAGGCAUCCCUACAGGGUUGAGUACUCUGAAUGUGUUGAUAAAUUGGAGAAGGAGCUAGUCACCAAGUACCGGCAACAGUUUGAGGAGCUCUACAAAACAGAAGCGCCAACAUGGGAAACACAUGGAAAUCUCAUGACUGAGCGUCAAGUGUCCCGAUGGUUUGUUCAAUGCCUGAGGGAGCAGUCAAUGCUGCUGGAAAUAAUUUUCCUUUAUUAUGCCUACUUUGAGAUGGUUCCUGGUGACCUGCUGCUAUUAACUAAGAUGUUCAAAGCACAAGGGUUUGGGUGUAGGCAGACCAAUAGACAUUUGGUGGAUGAAAGCAUGGAUCCUUUUGUGGAUCGGAUUGGCUAUUUCAGUGCCCUUAUCCUGGUAGAGGGAAUGGAUAUUGACUCAUUACAUAAAUGUGCUUUGGAUGAUAGGACAGAGCUCCAUCAAUUUGCCCAGGAUGGGCUUGUAUGUCAGAAUAUGGACCACCUGAUGUUGACCUUAGGAGACAUCCCUCAUCAUGCCCCUGUGCUUUUGGCUUGGGCUUUACUCCGUCACACCUUAAAUCCAGAAGAAACAAGUAGUGUCAUCAGGAGGAUGGGUAGCACAGCCAUCCAGCUCAAUGUAUUCCAGUACCUGACACGGCUGCUCCGAUCACUAGCCAGUGGAGGAAAUAAUUGUACAACCAGUACUGCUUGCAUGUGUGUCUAUGGACUGCUUUCUUUUGUUCUCACCUCACUGGAGUUACACACUUUAGGCAACCAGCAAGAUGUCAUUGAUACAGCAUGUGAAGUUCUAGCAGACCCUUCUCUUCCAGAACUCUUUUGGGGAACGGAACCAACUUCUGGGCUAGGGAUCAUCCUGGACAGUGUGUGUGGAAUGUUCCCCCAUCUCCUCUCUCCUCUUUUGCAGUUGCUCAGAGCUCUUGUGUCAGGGAAAUCCACAGCCAAAAAGGUAUAUAGUUUCCUGGAUAAAAUGUCUUUCUACAAUGAGCUUUAUAAACAUAGGCCUCAUGAUGUGAUCUCACAUGAAGAUGGGACCCUCUGGCGGAGGCAGACACCAAAACUCCUUUACCCUCUUGGGGGUCAGACUAAUCUUCGUAUACCUCAGGGCACAGUAGGUCAGGUAAUGCUGGAUGACCGUGCUUACCUAGUGCGCUGGGAAUACUCCUACAGCAGCUGGACUCUGUUCACUUGUGAGAUUGAAAUGCUACUGCAUGUUGUAUCAACAGCAGAUGUAAUUCAGCACUGCCAGCGGGUCAAACCUAUCAUUGACCUGGUUCACAAAGUCAUCAGCACUGAUUUGUCCAUAGCUGAUUGUCUCCUGCCAAUCACAUCACGAAUCUACAUGUUACUGCAGAGGUUAACAACUGUGAUCUCUCCUCCUGUGGAUGUCAUUGCUUCCUGUGUCAAUUGUUUAACGGUAUUAGCUGCCCGGAAUCCAGCUAAAGUCUGGACUGAUCUUCGCCACACAGGGUUUCUGCCAUUUGUAGCCCAUCCAGUCUCCAAUAUGAGUCAGAUGAUUAGUGCUGAGGGAAUGAAUGCAGGGGGCUAUGGAAACCUCUUGAUGAAUAGUGAGCAGCCACAGGGUGAAUAUGGUGUUACCAUUGCCUUUUUGCGUUUAAUCACCACUCUUGUCAAGGGACAGCUUGGUAGCACCCAGAGCCAAGGGCUGGCCCCUUGCAUCAUGUUUGUGUUGAAGGAGAUGCUUCCCAGCUAUCAUAAGUGGCGUUACAAUGCCCAUGGAGUGAGAGAGCAAAUUGGCUGUCUGAUCCUUGAGCUGAUCCAUGCAAUUCUGAAUCUGUGCCAUGAGUCUGACAUUCACAACAGCCAUUCCCCUAGUUUACAGUCUCUGUGCAUCUGCAGCCUGGCCAACACCGAAGCUGGCCAAGCAGUCAUCAACAUCAUGGGCAUUGGUGUAGAUACCAUUGACAUGGUGAUGGCAGCUCAGCCCAGAUGUGAUGGGGCAGAGGGCCAGGGGCAAGGCCAGCUACUUAUUAAGACUGUGAAACUGGCAUUCUCAGUGACCAAUAAUGUCAUUAGACUGAAACCUCCUUCUAAUGUGGUAUCUCCCCUGGAACAGGCACUCACUCAACAUGGUGCCCAUGGGAACAACCUUAUUGCUGUUUUGGCCAAAUACAUUUAUCAUAAACAUGACCCUGCCUUGCCACGACUUGCCAUCCAGCUACUGAAACGUUUGGCAACGGUUGCCCCGAUGUCUGUGUAUGCUUGCCUCGGCAGCGAUGCAGCUGCUAUCCGGGAUGCCUUUCUGACCAGGCUGCAAAGCAAGAUUGAGGAUAUGCGUAUCAAAGUCAUGAUCUUAGAGUUUCUUACUGUUGCUGUGGAGACCCAACCUGGACUCAUUGAGCUCUUUCUGAAUCUUGAAGUAAAGGAUGGGAGUGAUGGCUCCAAGGAAUUCAGUCUUGGGGAAUGGAGCUGUCUCCAGGUAGUACUUGAGUUAAUUGAUUCAAAACAGCAAGAUAGAUAUUGGUGUCCACCCCUGCUACACCGUGCUGCGAUAGCUUUUCUACAUGCUCUAUGGCAGGACCGCCGGGACAGUGCCAUGCUGGUUCUCAGGACCAAACCAAAGUUUUGGGAGAAUUUGACCAGCCCAUUAUUUGGGACUCUUUCUCCUCCCUCAGAAACAUCCGAGCCCAGUGUCCUGGAGACCUGUGCCUUAAUUAUGAAGAUCAUUUGUUUGGAAAUAUAUUAUGUAGUUAAGGGUUCACUGGACCAGUCCCUAAAAGACACACUCAAGAAAUUCUCCAGUGAGAAACGUUUUGCCUAUUGGUCAGGUUAUAUCAAAUCUUUGGCAGAUCACAUGGCAGAGACAGAAGGAAGUGGCUGCACCUCUCUGGUGGAGUACCAGAUGUUGAUCUCUGCCUGGCGGAUGCUUCUCAUUAUUGCCACCAGUCAUGCAGAUAUAAUGCAUUUGAAUGAUUCUGUUGUUCGACGUCACUUAUUUCUUGAUGUUCUUGCUGGGACUAAAGCUUUAUUGCUGGUCCCAACAUCAGUGAACUGCCUGAGGCUGGGAUCCAUGCUAUGUACUCUGCUGCUUAUCUUGCUUCGACAGUGGACGAGAGAUUUGGGUUCUGUGGAUGAAAUCCUUAGCUCCUUGAUGGAGAUUCUAGAGGGAAUCCUACAGGCAGACCAGCAGCUGAUGGAAAAGGCUAAGGCCAAAGUGUUCUCAGCCCUCCUUACUGUCCUCCAGAUGAAAGAAUUGAAAGUGAGUGAUAUCACACAAUACUCCCAGCUGGUGCUAAAUGUCUGUGAGACCCUUCAGGAAGAAGUGAUUGCCCUCUUUGACCAGACCCGUCACAGCCUGGCCUCUGGCAGUGUGUCAGAGGACAAGGACAGCAUGGAGACAGAUGACUACUCACGGCUUCGGCACAAGGACCAGCGGGAUGGGCAGGUAUGUGUUCUGGGCCUACACUUGGCCAAAGAGUUAUGUGAAGUGGAUGAGGAUGGAGACUCUUGGCUUCAGGUUACCCGUAGGAUCCCUAUUCUGCCUACUCUGUUCACCACCCUGGAGGUGAGCCUGAGAAUGAAGCAAAACCUGCACUUUACUGAAGCCUCGCUGCACCUUCUGUUUACCUUGGCCCGAACCCAGCAGGGUGCAGCAGCUGUGGCUGGAGCUGGCAUUACCCAGAGCAUCUGCUUGCCCCUUUUAAGUGUGUACCAACUCAGCACCAAUGGAACAGUACAGACUCCUGGUGCCUCUCGAAAGUCCUUUGAUGCCCCUUCUUGGCCUGGAGUCUACCGCCUGUCCAUGUCCUUGAUGGAACGUCUGCUCAAAACCCUACGUUAUAAUUUCCUGACUGAAGCCCUGGACUUUGUGGGUGUUCAUCAAGAGCGAAUUCUGCAGUGCCUCAAUGCAGUAAGGACAGUGCAGAGUUUGGCCUGUCUAGAGGAAGCUGAUCACACUGUAGGCUUUAUCCUGCAGCUCUCCAACUUCAUGAAGGAGUGGCAAUUUCAUCUGCCACAGCUCCUGAGAGACAUACAGGUAAACCUGUGUUACCUCUGUCAGGCUUGCACCUCCCUCCUGCACAGCCGCAAGAUGCUGCAGCACUAUUUACAGAACAAAAAUGGAAGCGACGCCAUGCCUUCAGCUGUGACUCCUCGAGUCCAACGCCCCUCCCAGCCCAUGUCCUCGAAGCAGCCUAAUCCCGAUGGUGAGGCUGCUGAACAAAAGGCUCUGCGCAUGGUCCAGUAUAGCCUCCUGAAAAUUCUCAGCAAGACGCUGGCUGCCCUGCGUCACUUCACCCCUGAUGUCUGCCAGAUCCUUUUGGACCAGUCCCUAGAUCUUGCUGAAUACAAUAUCCUUUUUGCCUUGAGCUUCACAACCCCAACCUUCGACUCUGAUGUGGCUCCCUCUUUUGGGACUCUCCUAGCCACAGUGAAUGUGGCCCUCAAUAUGUUGGGAGAGUUGGACAAGAAAAAGGAACCCCUGUCCCAGGCUGUGGGGCUGAGCACACAGGUGGAGGGGAUCAGAACACUGAAGUCCCUCUUGAUGUUUACGAUGGAAAAUUGCUUCUACCUGCUGAUCUCCCAGGCUGUACGCUACCUGAGGGACCCAGCCGUGCACCCCAGGGACAAACAACGAAUGAAGCAGGAGCUCAGCUCAGAAUUGAGUACAUUGCUCUCCAGCCUUUCCCGUUACUUUCGCCGUGGAGCCCCCACUUCCCCAGCUGCUGGAGUCCUUCCUUCUCCUCAAGGCAAGCCAGCCUCAACUUCCAAAGCAGGCCCUGAAAGCCAGGAACCUCUGAUUCAGCUAGUCCAGGCCUUUGUCCAGCACGUACAGAGAUAGGGCAGUUGGCUUUUCCACAGGCCACUCCUUCCAGCCAGCCUAAGGGCUGUCAUCCUAAGAGAACCCCACCCCACCCCACCCCACGAAAGCACCUCUUACAGGAAACAAAUGGUCCAAGCAGGUUCUCUAGGGGAACCUAUCCUUAUUUUUGUAUCUCACCAUCCGGUUGGGGGAGGAUAGUGGAAUCAGAGGAUCAGUUUUCUUAAAUACUUGUAUAAAAAACACCCCACAAAAACAUAUUCCUUUCCUGUGAGCAUUCCUCGUUGCUGCUCAUAGCAGCUGGGCCCAUCUUCCCUCAGCACAUCCUGUCCUGAGUGAGGCCAGCCCCCACUGCCAGCUGGGUGAGAGGUGUGUGUGCCAUGUACAGUUCAGACAAGAGGCCGUAUGCACGGGUUUGAAACGUCUCUUUACAUGCUGUGUUAUUGCAUUUUUUGUAACUGCUCUAUUUAUACAAAUAUUAAAACAUUGUUUAUAGACACA